This is a messenger RNA of Armigeres subalbatus, 1422 nucleotides long. RefSeq lists its product as uncharacterized. Gene Ontology annotation, molecular function: DNA binding. The transcript has 4 exons. The record is from RefSeq and is a predicted model, not a curated record. Lineage: Eukaryota; Metazoa; Arthropoda; Insecta; Diptera; Culicidae. Bases 1 to 1422 code for a protein of 473 amino acids.
AUGGAUAAAGUUGGUUAUCUGGUAAGAUUGGGAUCACAGCUGGCCUCCACUAAGCCGCAGCUACGCAAAAUUAAAGGUCCUAUCAAGGCUUGCACCGAUUUGCCAAAAUUGAAAUCAGAUAAUCUCCCGUUUGCAUACUGGGUGGGGUCCUCAACAUCGCCGAACCUAUCGUCCAGUUUCGCUGCCUCAAGCACCAGGCCCUCAAGGGUGAGUGCAGAAAAAGAAAAACAAGCAGCACAUGGAGCAGGUACAUCUGGACUAAGAGGAUCUCAGAAAGGAAAAGAUUUUCUUCAGUCGUCACUGCGCAAUCAUGACGAAUGGAUUGAAAACACGUAUGCGACCGGUGAAUCGAUUCCUAAAAAAGAGGGAGGAACCAGCACAUUUCUCGAUGAUCUUUCGCAACAUAUUUCCAUUCCUAUUGAGGACGAAUCUGUUCCGUGCAAACGCCUGAAGAGUAAGAAGGAGACCAUACAAGAAGUGCCAAUAACACCGAAUCAAGAUCCGUUAAAAUUGGUGGCCCAGCAGCUUGGCGUUGAUGAGUUACGUGCAAUGUUGCAAGCUGCCCUGCAGCAUCAAGAGGAAGUUUCAAAAUCUGCGGAAAGACAUACCCCUCCUUUCCCCAUCGAAGCUGGUCAUACACGAUCCUUGGAAAUAGUGCACCAGAUGGACAAGGAGAACGGCAGUGUCAUUGAACGAGAAACAGCUGACGCUUCGGCAUCGAAACCCAAUCCAGUCACUGAUGAGUUCGGCGAACCAAACGCCGUAAUCUUCAACAUUGAAGAAGAGCACCUUGAAGAUGACGAUUCGCAAAACAUCGCGGACGACCAUGCUGAACAUUCUGGUCAAAUCAACACUCCGCCGGGGAGUCCAGCCGAUCGAUCUCCUUUGUCCGUGAGAAAGAUAUCUUCUGCCGGUGCUGCGUCGAAUGUACUGAAUAAGUCACCAAACAUCGAUUAUCCGUCUGCAGCGAAUGUUGAGGAUGACAAUUCUUGGAAAGUGAAAUACAAAAAACUGGAAGGAAAUUAUAAAGAGCUAUCAGAUAAACAUAAAAAAUGUAAGCAAAAAAUAGCAAAACUUGAGCAAGAUAAGCUCACAUCGGAUGACUACGCUUUGAGAAUUGGAAAGGAGCUUAUGUUCAUCAAGGACAAGCAGAAGAUUCCCCAGGCACAAUUUACCGAAGAAAACGGAAUCCCGAUCACGGUUAAUGAACUGGAUGAGAUUAACAACCGUGCAGACACCGACAGCUUCUUUGUGGCUCUGCUGGUAACAAGACUGGUUGGUUCAGAAAAGCUCAUAAAAAUGAGUGCUACGGGUCAAGCAAGCCACCGAUUCUCCAAACUCAAAAAUAUGGACGGUACACCAAUGUACCCCGCACAAGAGCGCAUUGAUCCUAAACUCGUUGAGUUCAUCUGCAGUAAGUAG